Messenger RNA from Bactrocera latifrons, 882 nucleotides. RefSeq names its product putative nuclease HARBI1. The record is from RefSeq and is a predicted model, not a curated record. The coding region runs from base 101 to 817 and encodes 238 amino acids. The transcript is spliced from 4 exons. NCBI's taxonomy places the organism in Eukaryota, Metazoa, Arthropoda, Insecta, Diptera, Tephritidae.
UCUAAUAUGUUGAAUAUUCUUAAGUAUAAUAAAACUAAAUAUUAUAUUGAUGCGUACAGAAUGACCUUGGUAUCAACGAAUAUGUUCAUUAUUGAACAUUAUGUCUCUAAGCGAUAAAAGCUUCAUGCAAAAUUUCCGCCUCAAUAAGCACGCAUUUUUAUAUGAUUUGGACAACAUAAGACCCCAAUUAAAAGUCGCUCAAAGGACCACAUCAAUUCCAGAAAUUGUAAAACUGUCAACAACCUUGAAGUUUCUCGCACAGGGCGGAUAUCAAAACUCGGUCGGCCAAGAUAGGCAUUCAGGGCUAGCCCAACAAUUGGUUUCCCGAUGCAUCUUGGAAGUGUGCGAUGCCAUCGCGAAAACUUUGUGCCCAAAGCAUAUCGUGUUUCCCUUGACCAUUGAGGAAAAAAUUGAAGCAAAUAGAACCUUUUGCUUGACGUCCGGAAUUCCAGCCGUAAUUGGAGUGAUUGAUGGGACGCACAUACCGUUGAUACGACCAUCACGGAAUGAACACUUAUUUUUUAAUCGUAAACUAAAACACAGAAUAAAUGCAAUGGUGAUAUGUAAUCACGAAAUGCAAAUAAGGGCAGUAAAUGGUAAAUUUGGAGGUGCGUCGCAUGACUCCCACGUAUGGAACCUCUCAGGAGAACGUGGAAGUUGGAGGACGAACUACGAAAAURGAAAUAGAAGCGAACGAAUUCUUGAAGACUCCGGAUAUCCUCUUGAAACUUGGCUGCUAACACCGUAUAGGAAUGCUCCAGAACGUUCUGAUGAACUAUUUUCACCAACAGUUUACAAAAGGCCGAUCACUAAUUGAACSCGUGUUUGGUGUAUUGAAAGGGAGAUUUCGAUGCUUGUUAUCUGCAAGAGAGCUACAUUACG